AUGGCAGAAAAUGGGACUCCAUCUCGGUCUGGACGGCCUUCAAUCGCUGUUUCCCCUGCUCGGUCCCCUUCCGCGUUAAGGGACUUAAGCGGCUCUCAAAACGAGCAAUCCAGAAUCGGUUACUUUUCCCACUAUACUCCUUUGGCAGUCGCGGAAGAAUCAAUUAUGAGUGUCAUCCUAUGUACCGCGGGGUAUGACCAUACCAUUCGCUUUUGGGAAGCACUCUCUGGCAUUUGUUCGCGUACCAUCCAGCAUCCUGACUCCCAGGUCAACCGCCUGUGCAUCACACCGGACAAGCGAUUCCUGGCGGCAGCCGGCCAUAACAAUGUAAAACUUUUUGAUAUCAAAUCGACCAAUCCCAACCCUGUGAUUACCUUUGAAGGUCACACGAAUAACAUCACCGGCGUCGCAUUUCACUGCGAAGGCAAAUGGAUGGUCACCAGCUCCGAGGACGGAACCGUGAAGGUUUGGGAUACCAGGACUGGUAGCUUGCAGCGCAAUUACGUGCACAAAGCGGCUGUCAAUGACGUUGUCAUUCAUCCCAACCAGGGUGAGCUCAUCAGCGGUGACCACGCCGGUAUGGUCCGUGUCUGGGACCUGGGCGAGAGCGUUUGCACCCACCAAUUGAUUCCAGAGGAGGACACGGCAGUCCUCAGUGUCAGCGUGGCUAGUGAUGGAUCUUUACUCUGCGCUGGAAACAAGAAGGGAAAUGUCUACUUAUGGCGCAUGGUUCAAACUGACGAGACCACUCGCAUCAUCCCAGUUUGCACUUUCCAGGCCCAUAAAGACUACCUCACCCGCGUUCUCCUCUCUCCUGAUGUGAAGCACCUCGCAACAUGCUCUGCCGACCACACCGCCAAAGUAUGGAACCUUGACGGCGAUUACGCACCCGCCAAGGCUGUCUUGAAGCAAUGGAAAGAGAAGGAGGCUUUGAACCCACCUGUGCAGACACCAACAGAAGAACCAGUGGCCCCUGUCGAGACACCCACACAGUCUCGUGAUCUCCUCCGCAUAUUCGACACUCCCGCCCAAGACCGGGAUCUUCUCCGUAUUACUGAUAACCCGCCUCGGCAGGAAACCCCGCAGCAAACAUUUACUUCAUCUCCUGACGGGCCUCCAAUGGACCCAGUCAACCACACGUUGUUCCUAGAGACCACACUCGCCAACCACCAGCGCUGGGUGUGGGACUGCGCGUUCUCUGCAGACUCCGCUUACCUAGUGACCGUCUCUAGCGACCACUACGCUCGUUUGUGGGAACUCGGCACUGGAAACAUCAUCCGCCAGUACAGCGGUCAUCACCGCGGGGCUGUUUGUGUUGCGUUGAACGACUAUUCCGAGCCUCGUUGA
Penicillium soppii is the source of this 1347-nucleotide messenger RNA. RefSeq names its product WD40 repeat domain-containing protein. Gene Ontology annotation, biological process: TOR signaling; regulation of actin cytoskeleton organization. Gene Ontology annotation, cellular component: TORC1 complex; TORC2 complex. Gene Ontology annotation, molecular function: protein binding. Lineage: Eukaryota; Fungi; Ascomycota; Eurotiomycetes; Eurotiales; Aspergillaceae. The record is from RefSeq and is a predicted model, not a curated record. Bases 1 to 1347 code for a protein of 448 amino acids. The transcript is spliced from 4 exons.